Molecule: messenger RNA, 7014 nt
Organism: Hydractinia symbiolongicarpus
Lineage: Eukaryota; Metazoa; Cnidaria; Hydrozoa; Anthoathecata; Hydractiniidae
Exons: 20
Coding region: 152-6334 (2060 amino acids)
Biological process (GO): cell surface receptor signaling pathway; G protein-coupled receptor signaling pathway
Cellular component (GO): membrane
Molecular function (GO): G protein-coupled receptor activity
Source: RefSeq, a predicted model, not a curated record
UUCAAUUAUUUUAAAUAAACAUGAGUUUUUUAGCGCGUGUGAAAACCAGGUGUUAACGUCACAUGUUAUAAUUUCAAGCAUUAGCAAAACGAUAUAAAAAUAAGUAGUCUUAAUCGACAGGAAUCAUUUUACACGAAGAAUCAACAACAACAUGAGAAAAUUUAUACUUCUUACAAAACUGUUGACUUUAAUUUUAACCGAUGUUUUUACCAACUCUAACGCAACCAACGAACCAACACUUGUUCAACCGUUUAACUUUACCGUUUUUGACAAUGUUAAAAACUUCACCAAAAUUGGAACAAUCAAAUCAACUUCGAAUGCAACUAUUCAAUAUUUUAUAGUCAGCGUUGAGAGCACUUUGGAAGAUGAAUUUUUCAGGAAACCAAAUUGGAAAUCUAUUACCCUCAACGGAUCGCUUAUAGAUUGCAUGCAGUUGGUACUUUACGACAUACCAAGAAGUCAUUUCUGCAUUGAUCACAAAACUGGUGAGCUGUACACAACACCAGAGUUCUCAAGGACCAAACCAAGAGUCAACACAACUUAUAAGAUUACUAUUCGUGCACAAUUGAACCGUGAAAUGUUUACUGAUCAAGUUUACAAUGUUUUGGUGAUGUCAGAAUGCGACCAAAUUACCAUAUCAUAUAAUAAAAUACCAAAAACUAAUUGUGAUAAUAAUAAGAUGCUUCAAUUAAAAGAUAUUUCAAGGAACACCACUAAAGUUUCUACUUUCAGUCACAGUUAUUUUGUAGAAGACGUUAAAUUUUAUUUCAUUACGUCGCUUACCGUCGAUAUGACCAAGGAAACGGCACCCGAAGCGGGAACAACAACUAUAUAUAUUCUAUUAAAAUACCACAACACCGCUCAAAACGUAAGCUUCGUGUUUCAAACAUCACAGAAGUAUUAUAUCGAUUUAACUCCAAUUUUUGACGUUAAAAGUCCAAUAACUAUUCAAGUAGAGUUAACAUUUUUCUACACAGACCUCACAGGCCGAAAAAUUAACGGACCGUAUAGACUUAACCAAAACCUAUUCACUUUUCAUGGAUUCAAAGCAUUAAAUGAUUACUGCGCUCACUCAUAUGGCAACUGCAUCUUGUCGACGGAAAAUUACUUACAAACAGUUAAAAAAUUGAGUCAUUGUAAGAGACAUAUUGAUGAGAAUUUGUAUGGACUAAAGUAUGGCAACUGCAAUGGUAGCAAGCUACCAAAUGUAUUUAAUACUACAUUGGAAUUGGAUCUUCCGAGAGAACAAAUGAUAAAAAUAGUUGACGGAACAUUUAUUGGCAAGGGUAACUCAUAUGCAUACAAUUUGAUCAGAGUAACUGGAGCACAAGAUGGAGAUUUCGGUAGUGGCUUCCCGCGACCAAACGAGUGUACUUCAGAAGAAGUAUAUACAAGUCCGGGACAUUUUUUUUGUAUUAACAACAUGAAUGGUACCAUAUACACGACGGCGUCUGCAGACAACCAUUUAAAAUCGAAUGACACGUUUCUUUUCCAAAUGGAGGCAACAACCAAGACAUUACCUUUUCGCAAGAAACGCUUUACCCUUAAGUUGACAAUCACAGAUCUUUGCUCUCCUGGAAGUCAACAUUAUACUGAUUUGAUAACCCAAUGUAGCGGCAUACUUCUUUCCAAGCCGACUGAAAGUCUACUCUUCCCAACUAAUGAGUUAAAGGCUAUUCUUGGUGUUAGAGUCGAUGCUUCUUUGAUUUUGCUUGAAAGCAGAAGCGUUAUAAUUCAAGCUUCUGUACAUGCAAUAAAUUUCACAAAAAAUUUUACCCAUACUAUUCAAAGGUAUAGUGGUCAAAGAUAUUACUACUUUUCCGUGCAGGAUUUUAUUUUCGAUGGAAAAGCUGGUAACAACGUUCGCUUCCAAAUAUACCAAGCAUCAGAAAACAAUUUCAAGAAAAUUAAAAAUAUUGCUAAAGAUCAACUUGCAAUGGUAUAUGUAUCAAAUUGGCGAAGUUGCGACCUAGAAAGGUGCUUGAAUUGGUAUCGGUCAUGGAAGACUGGUUUAACUUUAUUCAAAGAUGACUAUAGAUGUACUGAGGAUUACCGAUUUGCAGGCCUUUAUUAUGAAAGAUGCUUAGAUUUAGAGCCACAUUUUCUAAAUGGACCAUACGCAGAACUAACGAUUAUUGAUGGUUGCAAGUAUAAAUCGGUUGUCAAUUUAAACAAAUAUGCAUUUUACUUGCUAAAUAACGUUACUAGAAUCAACAUAACAGAGGGAAAAAGAAGAAGAAGAAGGAGGAGGAAUGCUGCAAAUGACCCUAAUCUCCUUACCUACGAUUUUCCACGACUGGUUCUCAACGAUUUUAGACAACAAGGAGAUAUUCAAUGCGCCCUAUACGAUAUCAAAAGAAUGUCGCAGCCGGUGUUGUCCGCAAGUAGAAAAGUCAAAUUCACAGAUCCAAGUUUUCUUGGGCAACCAAGAAGUUUAAAUGGUACAGCUGGACUGAGUCUCAGUGUGCCAGGAUGCUCCUUACAAACAGAAGUCAAAUUAAAUAUCCGCGAUAUGUUUCACUUAAGAAAUGGAACUGAAAGAAUUAACCUCACAAGCUCCAUAGUCAGAAGCUCUAAUUUCCCGCGAUUUAAUUUCAGCAAACUAACCUUUGCGGAUGCUGGUUCAUACCAAUGCGCAAUAUUUGUGCCUGGAUUUAUGGAAGCCCCAAUUACGUCCUCACCCUUUAACAUCACGGUAAAAGAAUUGAAUGUAACCCUCGAUGGUAAUCUAAAACUUCUAUUGAGAGACAAUGGAAUAUAUAUUUUGGAAGGAUGCUCUUUUAGAGCAAAGAAGAAAUUAAACAAUUAUGCCUACAUCUUAUAUAAUGGCAACAUACGUAGAAAUCUUACAAUAACGUCAUCAGGAAACAAACAUACAUUUACUGGAUACACCAUCAAUAAUUAUGAACAAGCAGGCUCCUAUCAGUGCAUAAUCUAUGAUCCUUCGGCGAUGAAAGCGCCUCUUAAAUCCAAUAUAGUGUCCACGAACUUUACAGUUCCUAAAUUCACAAGUAAUCCACAACCGGAAAGAAUUCCUACAUUUGCUGGAGAAUCUAUGCGCAUUAUUGGAUGUGGCAUAGAGACUGAUUUGCCUCUAAAUGGAAGUCAAUUAUAUUGGAAAAAAAUUUACAAUCGAAGUACCACAAGAUUACCAGCACCGAUACAUUCUAGAGUGAUGCCAAGUUUUUCUACCAUUAAAGCUAAGCUGACAGAUCAAGGGACAUACCAGUGUGCAUUAUUUAUUAAAAGUCUGAUGUCAUCACCAGUACUCUCCGAAUUAACAAUUACGGUUUCUUUGACAGCUUUGAAUGCUCGAUUUUUGACACAGCCAAAGAUCGAUCACACGAAAGGUCUUCCUGUCGUAUAUGGUUGUAGCUACCAUUCACAAAGGAAUCUAGCAAGUGCUCUUUACUACCGGUUAAACGAAACAACCCGGAUUACCGUAAUCCCUACUAAUCCUGAGGAAGAGAAAUUUUCUGACAAAGGUUUCGAUAGAACAAGACAAUUUUCAACAACUGGUGACAAUCUGACAUACAACUUUCCAAACUUGACUAUUGGUGAUUACAGGUCAAUUGGGAAAUAUGAGUGUUAUAUUUUUGAUCCUGAUACAAUGAGGAAAGAAGUAAUUUCAACUCCUACCGCUAUGGUAACGCUUCCAGCACCAACUUUUCACAAAGCACCUGAAUAUAUUGGAAGACCACCCAAGAAAGUUGGCGAUGGUCUCAGAGUGGGAGCAUGUGAAUUCUCAUCAGUAUCCAAAUCUAUACCAAUAUCUCGUAUCUAUUGGUUAAAGGACGGUUUUCAAAGAAUCGAUUUAGGAGAUAUCAAGCGAGUCCAACAUGCCACGGGCUCAGUGUAUAUGUUUCCUUCACGCGAUUACGAAAUAUCUGACAACUCAACUCAAGGCUAUUUUCAAUGUGUUGUUCAUAUACCAGAGCUGGGAGUCGAAGUCAAAUCACAGAAAAUAAAUGUUCAAUUUGAAGAUGUUUCCGAUACACGAGUUGUAGUAAGAAUCGAUCAAACAUUCACUCCAGCACUUUUGAAUUCAUCAUCACUUGAAUAUGUAGCAUUGAAAAAGAAAGUUGAGUCACAGGUCAGAGUUGCACUUCAAAAUUUGGGAGCUACCAGCAAUAAACAAAUUGUUGAAGUUAUCGGAUUCAGCAAAGGAAGUGUCAAUGCUGUUACUAAAGUACGCUUCGUUAAAAUUUCAAGCACAACAAGACUGAAUUACUGUGAUUCAUUGAAAGGUUUAGUAGUGGAGCCAUCCAAAGAUUUAAAUGUAUUGUCAGUAAAAGUAAACAGUCUAGAUUGCUGUUUUGAGAAUGAAACAGGAGAAGAUUCUUUCAAAGGUGUGUAUCAUUACAACAAAACUCUUGUCAAUAACACUGAUUCGCAGAUACAAAAACAAUGUCGUUACUCGACUACUAGGAAGAGUUAUCGCGUUUGCAAGAGAGACUUGGAGCUAGGUCCCCAAUGGUCUGAUGUUGAUUUGCGUAAAUGCUUAGCUAAGGAAGUUACAACGCAAAACUUAGAAAUUUUGAGUCAGGUGGCUGUAUGCAAUGUUACAAUUACUACAAAUUGCUCGAGUGUUGACGAAGUUGCAGCAAACUUAAGUGCAAUUGUAUCUAAUGGCUCAGUGAUUACCACGCAACAGGAUGUUACCUACAUUGCCAAUACCAUCAAAAAUCUUGUUAACAACAUUCAAAAUGCACUAAACACCGAAAUUGCAAAUGACAUUGUUAAAACAGUGAGUAAUGUUCUUGAUGCCAAUGUUGCCAUUGUUGCUAAAGCUCAAUUGAAUACCAAAUCAUCUACAUCAAUUUUAAAUGAUUUGGAUGAAUUAGCAAGGAAGCUUGGCAAAUUGCUAAAAAGAGGAGGCAAACUCGCGAGCAUCAAUGCAGAUCAGCCAAAUGUUGCAUUGAAUGUUAGAUACUUGGAACGUGGUAACAUCACGAUUUAUUCCCAACAAAUUAAUGAAAACGUUCGAAUUUUUAUAACUUCAAAUACGUCGAUUCCGACGAAUAUAUGGUCAUCUUUACGCAUCCCAGACGUAACGUUUCCCGCCAUGAAGGAGGUGUUAUUUUCGUACUUCUUCCGACAAAAUUCGUUGUUCUUAACUGAAGAGGAAAUCUUAAAGAGUAUCUAUAAUCAAAGUAACUUAACACGAUUGAUCCAAAGUACUAUCUUAGCCGGAACUCUUGGCGACAAACAUAUUACCAAUUUGACAAACCCUAUCCUAUUGAAAUUUGAUAAAACAUAUUAUGUUAAUGAAGAAGGAAAAUCUAGUUGUGAGUUUUGGGAUUUCACGAAAGGUUCACUUGGAAGUUGGUCAUCAGAGGGUUGCAAACGUAUAAACGAAAGUGAUGAUAAAUUUAUCACAUGCGAGUGCACCCAUUUAACAAAUUUUGCCAUUUUAUUGGACCCUUCACAAACUUGGUCUAACCCAAUCGAAUUGCAAAUUAUAACGUGGAUCGGAUGUGGUCUAUCUUUGGCUGGUUUGUUGUUGACACUUAUAACAUUUUUAGCAUUUCAAAAUUUACGCAAAAAGCUACCUCCAAAGAUCUUGAUAUGCUUAUGCUUUUCACUGUUGAUCUUGCUGAUUGUAUUCUUGGCUGGUGUUGAGCAAACCGAUUCUGAUGGUGGUUGCAAAGCCGUUGCCGUGCUAAUACACUACUUCACACUGUCAACUUUUUGUUGGAUGGCUGUUGAAGGUCUCAACUUGUAUAGAUGCUUCGUAAAAAUAUUUAAGAAAGGGAGCGCAACUAAAUUUCUAAAGAAAGCAUCACUCUUUGCUUGGGGCUUACCAGCUGUUAUCGUUAUUGUGACUGCAGCAGCUAAACCAGAUAAUCUUGGCAAUGAUGAUUUCUGCAUCGUGGCGGGUUAUUCAUUCUAUUUUGGUGUCUUGGUACCAGUGGCGACGAUUCUUCUUAGUAACUUUAUAGUGUUAGGGCUUGUCAUGAGAGGCCUAUCAACCAAUGUUAUGAACCGCUCCAACGAUAACGAAGAAAAUCGAAUUUUGCGUCAAGCCCGUGUAGCUUUUGCAUGUGCUACCCUUCUUGGAUUGACAUGGGUGUUUGGUCUUCUAGCAGUUGGUAAAGCAACAACAUUCUUUCAAUGGUUGUUUUGUAUUUUUAACUCGCUUCAAGGCUUCUUCAUCUUCUUGUUUUACACCGUAAGAAAUACUGAUGUAAGGAAAGAAUGGGCACGAUGUUUAGGAAUUUCAAUUAAAGGAGAUUCGACUCUUUCUACGGGAACUGAUAGACAUGAAAUGGAAAAGCGUGGGGAAGAUCAUCAUAACCUAACGUCGGGCGUCACAGCCACAACGUCAGGAUGAAGAUAUUUGCAACACUUUUUUAGGACAACCAACAUCAUCUUUACUAAGUACGGGCAAAUCAGGAUUCUAUUCAGUGGAAGGUACUUCUUUGGCUGCUGAAAAUGAAGAAAUGAUACGAUUGCAAUCAUUUCAAAUUUAAAUAACGUAUUAACUAUAAACGAGAUAAAAAAUAUUUGUAUGAAUCCUUUUCCAGCUUUAUUAAAGUGCAGAAACUUCGCCUUUUGCAUACAUAAACUUUUUAGCAUAAGCCAUAUUAAAAGAUUUGACGAACGUAAAUGUUAGCGUUUGCGAAUUCAAAAUUCUCCGACAAUUCAACAAAGUCUCUUCUCGCGGAGGUUUCUCACGCAACAAUACCUACAAUCUUUUGGUAUUUUGUUCGAAUCUCAUGUAUAGUCAAACGCCUUUGAGAACUAAGUUACGUUUUACUCCCCAGUGUGUAGCAAUACACCAGUAAUAUACCUGUGUUUUGUUAUGAUGUAUAUGUAUAUACAACAACUACUCGUUUUCUUCAUAAACUUGUCACUUGCACAAUCAGCUAUUAUAUUAUUUAUUGAAUUAUACACUCACCUCGAUUUUGGUAAUUAUACUUAAAAAUAUUUAAUGAACAACCUUUUUGUAUAUUUUGUACGUUCUCCUUUUUACGUUAUAAUCCUCAAAAAAAUAUAAUACAAAAUCCGGAA